Messenger RNA from Lontra canadensis (Northern American river otter), 1792 nucleotides. RefSeq names its product Era like 12S mitochondrial rRNA chaperone 1 (gene ERAL1). Lineage: Eukaryota; Metazoa; Chordata; Mammalia; Carnivora; Mustelidae. The record is from RefSeq and is a predicted model, not a curated record. Bases 12 to 1325 code for a protein of 437 amino acids. The transcript is spliced from 10 exons. Gene Ontology annotation, cellular component: mitochondrial matrix. Gene Ontology annotation, biological process: ribosomal small subunit assembly. Gene Ontology annotation, molecular function: ribosomal small subunit binding; GTP binding; rRNA binding.
UUGCGGCUGUAAUGGCUGCUCCCAGCCGUCGCGCGGCUACGCUGUUUCGGGCGGUGUCAGGGGUCCGGCAGUUGGGCACCAAUGCCGCGAGGGAGCGGGGGGUCCGGCUCUCCUCGCUCUUUGACUGUCAGCGGAGGUGCGUGUCCUGUUUCGCGGGCGCCGCCUUCUCUGGUCCCCGCCUGUCCUCUGCCUCUCGCCGUUAUGGCCAGAGCUCAGCCUUGGAACGCUUCCUUGGACUCUCUCAGCCAGACAGUUCGUUGACUUCUCACCCUCCCGGCGUGUCUAUGCACAGAGAUGAGCAGGAUCUCCUAUUGGUCCAUCAUCCCAACAUGCCUGAGAACCCCCGGGUCCUACGAGUCGUCAUCCUGGGUGCCCCGAAUGCAGGGAAGUCAACACUCUCCAACCAGCUGCUGGGUCGGAAAGUGUUCCCUGUCUCCAAGAAGGUGCACACCACUCGCUGCCAAGCUCUGGGGGUCAUCACGGAGAAAGAGGCCCAGGUGAUUCUACUUGACACCCCUGGCCUCAUCAGCCCUGUUAAACAGAAAAGGCACCAUCUGGAGCUUUCUUUGUUGGAAGAUCCAUGGAAGAGCAUGGAAUCUGCUGAUCUGGUUGUGGUCCUUGUGGAUGUCUCAGACAAGUGGACUCGGAACCAGCUCAGCCCCCAGGUGCUCCAGUGCCUGACUCAGUUCUCCCAAGUCCCUAGCAUCCUUGUCAUGAACAAGGUAGAUUGCCUGAAGCAGAAGUCCAUUCUUUUGGAGCUCACAGCAGCCCUUACCAAAGGUGUGGUCAAUGGCAAGAAGCUCAAGAUGAGGCAGGCCCUUCCCUCACAGCCUGGCACUCCUUGCCCCAGCCCAGCAGCUGAGGGCCCAAAAACACAGUCUGUGGGAGGCCCUCAGAGGAUCGGUUGGCCCCACUUCCAGGAGAUCUUCAUGUUGUCAGCCCUAAGCCAAGAGGAUGUGAAAACACUAAAGCAAUACCUCCUGGCACAGGCCCGGCCAGGACCCUGGGAAUUCCACAGUGGAGUCCUCACUAGCCAGACGCCUGAGGAGAUCUGUGCCAACAUCAUCCGAGAGAAGCUCCUAGAGCACCUGCCCCAGGAGAUUCCCUACAGUGUGCAGCAGAGGACAGUGAUGUGGGAGGAAGGGCCAAGCGGGGAGCUGGUGAUCGAACAGAAGCUUCUGGUGCUCAAAGAAUCUCAUGUGAGGAUCCUGAUUGGUCCAAAGGGGCGCUUGAUCUCCCAGAUUGCACAGGAGGUGGGCCGAGAUCUCAUGGACAUCUUCCUCUGCGAUGUUCAGCUGCGGCUCUCUGUGAAGCUUCUCAGAUGACUGCCCUCAGCUGCCUCUCCCAUGGCAUCCCAGCCUAAGCUGGUGUCAGGAGCCACUGACCAGGAUGGCCCCUGCCCAGGGAUGGGGACUGGUGAGAGGCAUGGGCACUGCCUGAUGGACUGACUGGCUGGCAUGGCCUUAGUGAGUCUGCCUAGCCCCUGCCUGACCACAUCUGUUGGUGGAAGAAACUUAGCUCAGUUACGGGGUCGUGCCUCUGCCUGGGAUUCCAGCUGCUGAGCUCUAGAAAUUGGCUCUUCGGUAGGAACAAUGUCACUCUGCUUCUGGCUGGCAUCGAACCCAGAGUUUCUCCCUGAGUUGCCAGUUUUAGCAGAGAGGGCUUUUUCCUAUCCCCUCAGUUCCUCUACCUUAAAGCCACGCAUAAGGACUUGUGGGUCCUAAGGGAGAUAGUGCCACUUGCCCCAUCCCUCUCCCCAGUCUCGAAUGCUAAUAAAAUUAUAAGACAAGCA